AUGUUGGCGAAUACGCUUGCUUGUUCUGAUUUUAAACAUGCAGAAAUAAAUCGAGUUUGCGAUUUGAGGCGAUAUGAAAAUAAGGAAGUUACAUGGGAACUUGAUGACAUUGUGCAAUAUUGGUCGGCGCAGCACACUGCCAAGCAUUUUUUCAUGCAUAUUUUCAGAUCUUUACCAAAAUUUAGCAGUCAAGAUGACGACGGUACCGAUUCAAAGAAAAGAGAAGUUCCGCAGUUCGAGCCAAUACCACAUGAUCAUAACUUUUGCGAACGUAUUGUUAUAAAUGAUUUGGAUCUUAGAGGUCCUAUUGUAGAUUUAGCAAUAAUGUUCACAACCAUCUGA
Clunio marinus is the source of this 342-nucleotide messenger RNA. Lineage: Eukaryota; Metazoa; Arthropoda; Insecta; Diptera; Chironomidae. The record is from the annotation of a GenBank genome assembly.